Messenger RNA from Harpegnathos saltator (Jerdon's jumping ant), 1260 nucleotides. Its product is annotated as odorant receptor 22c-like. Gene Ontology annotation, biological process: sensory perception of smell; detection of chemical stimulus involved in sensory perception of smell. The record is from RefSeq and is a predicted model, not a curated record. The coding region runs from base 14 to 1189 and encodes 391 amino acids. NCBI's taxonomy places the organism in Eukaryota, Metazoa, Arthropoda, Insecta, Hymenoptera, Formicidae. The transcript has 9 exons. Gene Ontology annotation, cellular component: plasma membrane. Gene Ontology annotation, molecular function: olfactory receptor activity; odorant binding.
AUUGUGGUGCGAAAUGGAUGUUAUCAUGAAAUAUUACAAUAUUAACCGUCUUCUCUUACUGGGCAUCGGAUUGUGGCCUUAUCAAAAGUACACAUUCAACAAGUUUCACAUAAUAUUCGUGUUCAUUAUCUUGACGCAAGCCCUUGUUUUACAGAUGGCGACAUUCUUUACGACCGGUUUUAACAUUCCUCUACUUUUAGAAGUUCUCUCGACUCUAUUCAUAACCAUUGUUUUUAUUUUCAAAUAUAAUACAAUUUACUUCAAUAUGGACAAAGUAAAACUAUUUUUCGAACACAUCAAUUACAUUUGGGAUACGCUCAAAGAUCCAGUGGAGAUUGAAAUAAUGAAGAGACAGGCUAACAUUGCGCGGUGGUACACGAAAUAUUUUGCGCUGGCUAUGUAUAUAAUUACAUUCCUAUUUGUUAUGACGCAUUACGUACCGUUUCUCCUGGAUAUUGUAUUGCCAUUACCCGAACCUCGACAGCGAAGGAUAUUGGUAAUCGGAGAAAUGUUCAUCGAUCAGCAUAAAUACUUUCACGUGAUAUUGUUAAAUAUAAUGAUGUCAGGCUUUGUCGGUAUGAGCACUGUAAUAGCAGCCGAAACUAUGCUGAUGGCACUGGUGCAACAUACGUGCGGAUUAUUAAAAGUUACCAGUUAUCGAAUAACACGCGCUUUCGAUAGUGAUUACUGUUCCGUUCUUGGGCAUGGCAAAAAGUGCAUAGUUUGUGUCAAGUUGGCGAGCGCCGUGAAGAUUCACAGAAGUGCUAUCAUGUUUACGGACCGCAUAAGAGAUUGUUUUGCAAUAUCUUAUCUUAUAUUGAUCUCGUUUGGUGUUGCUUCCUUAAGCAUUAAUCUAUACCGAUUAUCCAUGGUGUCUUCUUUAGUGAAUGAUAUUGACACGUAUAUCAUUUCGGCAUUUAUCUGCGGGCAUUUCUUUUAUAUGUUUUGGUGCAAUUAUGCUGGACAGGAAUUAAUAAAUCACAGUGCCGCAUUAUACUAUCAGGCAUACAACGUACAAUGGUACAUGUCUGCCGUGCAUAAUCAAAAAAUGUUAAUACUGAUAUUACGCAGAAGCGCUAAACCUCCUUUAUUCAGCGUUUCUAAUGUAUUUGUGGGUUCCUUGGAAGGUUUUGGAACGCUUGUGAGUAUGUCUUUGAGUUACUUCACAUUAAUUUACUCCGUUCGAUGAAACCAAGAACAAAUAUCUACAGUGUCUCGGAAAAUAAAUAGAGAUAGUUUUACAAAUAUAUUCUAUUUCCU